Cryptomeria japonica (Japanese cedar) is the source of this 2578-nucleotide messenger RNA. RefSeq names its product potassium channel KAT2. Bases 655 to 1728 code for a protein of 357 amino acids. Gene Ontology annotation, cellular component: membrane. The record is from RefSeq and is a predicted model, not a curated record. Gene Ontology annotation, molecular function: voltage-gated potassium channel activity. Gene Ontology annotation, biological process: transmembrane transport; potassium ion transport. Lineage: Eukaryota; Viridiplantae; Streptophyta; Pinopsida; Cupressales; Cupressaceae. The transcript is spliced from 6 exons.
GACGGUAGCUUGAACCUGGCAAAAUGCAUUUGGAAAGCCAUGCAAUGCGGUGUCGUGCAUGCAAACCUUGUGUGGAAGCAAAUACUGUAAACACGUUUUCUGGUGCAGAUUUUUAAGGAGGGAAAAUAUAGUUGUUCAAAACUACUGAAUGAUGUGUCCUCUUGCCUGAGUAUUCAUAUCUCCCGGACAUAUCUGCUCCAGGGUCGAUUUCAGGUGAUAUACAUCCUGCUUCAGGAUAUUCCAGUUCCUCUAGCCAACCGAGAUAAGUGUUGAGCCCUUGCAUUCAUAUGGUGAACAUGCUAUGGUGUUUGCAUUCACCCCCUCAAAAUAGUAGGGGUUUUCCAUGCGCUUGGAAUAAGACAGACUAAGUUAAGAGAAUUGAAAUUGUACACAAUCUGUGAGGAAGUCGGGUGCCCUAAUUUGGCAUAACACAGUUCUUGGGAGGCUGCAAUGAUGCAUAUCCAAGCUUUGCAACUCUCGAUGACGUCUUUGUAGUUCAAUCCCAUUAUCGGUUAUGAACCUCCGGUAUGCCAAAGUCAAUUACAAGCUCCAAUAAUAGAGCAAUUGCAGAGUUCAUGGGAAUAAUAUUCAAUAGAUCACCAGCCAAGGCCCAUGAAAUGAAAUUUGUUGGAACACACAGAAGAUACACAAAGAAUGGAAGAAGAAUCUGCAUCACAAAGAAAACCCAAGCACUCAAUUUCUGUGUUUGCUUCAGUUUCAAGCGGCAUUCUACCUGCAGUUGGAAGCUCGCCUGAUAUACAUUCUACUCAUUUUCGCAAAUGGAUCAUCCCACCUUAUCAUCGCCAUUAUGGGUGGUGGCAGAAUUGGCUGAUUGUAUUGGUAGUGUAUACAGCGUGGGUUUCACCAUUUGAGUUUGCAUUUAGGAAGGUUAACAAGGGUCCACUGUUUUAUGUCGAUAAUAUUGUUAAUGCCUUCUUUGCCAUCGACAUCGUCGUCACCUUCUUUGUGGCUUACCUCGACAUGACAACAUACUUGCUUGUCGAAGAUUUCAAGAAAAUUGCACUUCAAUAUGUUUGCAGAGGGUUUAUAUUGGAUUUGGCCUCAACAAUUCCAUUUCAGAUAAUUUAUCUUGCUUUCACAGAAAAUGGAAAUGCAAACAAUGAGAUAUUUAUUUUUCUUAAUAUGUUGCGCCUGUGGCGAUUAAGAAGAAUUAGCGAGCUCUUCACCAAGCUUGAAAAGGAUAUCCGGUUCAACUAUUUUUGGACGAGGAUUGUAAAGCUCAUUUCUGUUACAUUAUUUGUUGUACACAGUGCUGCUUGUUUUUACUAUUGGCUUGCAGCACAUUACUCAAAUAGGGGAAACACCUGGCUUGAGAGCACUAUCCCUAAUUUUAAAGAAAAAAGUAUAUGGAGGGGAUAUGUGGCUUCCAUAUAUUGGGCAAUUACCACUGUAACAACUAUUGGGUAUGGAGAUCUACACGCAUUCAACACUAGAGAAAAACUGUUUACUAUAUUUUACUUGUUCUUCAAUAUGGGUUUCACAGCCUACUUGAUAGGAAAUAUGACUACCCUUCUUGUACAUAGCGCAAUGAAGACGUUUAUGUUUGUAAGCAACGUUUACCCUAAAUUUUAUGUAGGGUUUUGUUUUCUGUUAAACCUUUCUUUCCUUUUGAAUUUAGAUUUAUGCUUUGUUGAGCAUUUUGAUAGAGGGAUACAAUUGAUGAGGCUUCAAAAUAUGCUGCAAAACCCCCUUUACCAGAAUGGAUAAAGCUGCAAAUGAUGGCACAGCUGCAGCUCAACUUCAAGACAAGAGAACUUCAGCAGGACACUUUGGCAGGCCUACCUAAAGCCCUCCGUUCUAACAUCUAUCACCAUCUCUUUCUACCAACCGUUGAAAACACUUACAUAUUCAAAGGAGUUUCAAGAAAUAUGCUUUUGCAAUUUAGAUCAUCUUUUCAUGCCUGAAGGUUGCAGAGAUGAAAGGAGAAUACUUUCCACCAAAUGUAGAUAUCAUUUUAAAGAAUCAGAUUCCUGGGGAUUUUUACAUAAUUGUUUCUGGAACAGUGGUAUGUAAAACAUUUAAACUCUUUUCUACAUUUCUACAUUUCUACAUUUAGCAAUCUAUUACUAGAACAGUUCCUAUCAUAUCCAUCUCAACACUUUUAACAUCGACAUUAAACUCUCAACUGUCUAUUUACAAAAUAUAUUCACACAUGCAAAUGGAAGCAAACAGGUGAGAGGGCAAGCAUUACCCAUUGCUUUAAGUUUGCAGAUAGUUCAUUAAUUGAACUGAAAGCGAUUCAUUCAUUACAUUUAUUUUCCUAGUGCAAAGAUCUACUUAACAAUCUUUUUAACUCUUUUACAGUUUCUAGAAAAAGAAGGAACUCCAAAUUUGGUUGGGGAGAAUGCUUUACUUUUGGAUAUCCCACAACCUUUUACAGUAAGAACUACCAAACUUAACCAGCUUCUUCGAUUGGGUCCCCCAAUGAUCCAAAUUGUUUAAUAUCUAAUCUUUGGAAAGUAGUCUUGGAGUUCCCAUAUAUUAACUUUAAAACUCAUCCAGAUCAUUGAAAAAAAGAUUAUGAUAUCUCCUGACAGUCUUAAAAGCUUCACAGAAU